Molecule: messenger RNA, 702 nt
Organism: Colletotrichum graminicola M1.001
Lineage: Eukaryota; Fungi; Ascomycota; Sordariomycetes; Glomerellales; Glomerellaceae
Exons: 3
Coding region: 1-702 (233 amino acids)
Source: RefSeq, a predicted model, not a curated record
AUGAAGACCUUCGCCUCUGUCCUCGUCGCCAGCUUCGCCGCCCUUGCCCAGGCAGUUAAGCUUACCAACAGCAACUACGAUGUUGAGGCCGGCCAGCCUUUCACCAUCACCUGGUCUGAUGCUCAGGGUCCUGUCACUCUCACUCUGAAGAACGGCCCCAGCACCAACCUGGUCACCGUCCAGCCCAUCGCAACUGGCCAGAGUGGUACUUCCUUCGUCUGGACCCCUCCUACUACUCUCCCCUCUGACCAGUACGCCAUCGAGAUCUCAGACGGCACUGGCACUCCCAACUACUCUGAGCAGUUCAGCCUGGCCACCGGCGUCACCGCCUCUGCCUCUGCCUCUGCCUCUGCCUCUGCCUCUGCCUCUGCCUCUGCCUCUGCCUCCGUCACUGCCACUGCCUCUGCCUCUGCCUCUGCCUCUGCCGCCACCUCGGCCUCCGGCACCACCACUGCUUCUCCUUCCAUCACCUCUUCCGGCUCCAGCUCUUCCACCUCUGCUGAGAGCAGCUCUGCUGUCUCGUCGGCUGCUAACUCCACGGCCACGACUAUCUCUACCAGCGCCCGUGCCAGCACUCAUCACAGCUCCGACAGCGAGCCCACCUCUGCUCCCACUACUGUCCCCAGCAGCGACUCUGUUCGCCUCGGUUCCCCCAUUGCCCUCAUCGGUCUGACCGUCGCGGCCAUGCUCUACUUCCAGUAA